Messenger RNA from Penicillium digitatum Pd1, 657 nucleotides. NCBI's taxonomy places the organism in Eukaryota, Fungi, Ascomycota, Eurotiomycetes, Eurotiales, Aspergillaceae. The record is from RefSeq and is a predicted model, not a curated record.
AUGAUUGACCAACGUAUUUUCGAAAAUCUCCAGACGAAGAUUGACGAGGAGACCACCGUUCGGGAUGCUAUCCUGUCGCGGGCUCAUUCCACGCCCGCUGGUCAGUUGAAGCCCGUGCUUGAUGAUGUCACCAAAGAAAUCCUUGCCCAGAAGGAAGAGGUUGCUCGCCUGAAGGCCGUGGCAGACCAACACCCCUUCUACAAGUACAAUGGACUGUGGACCCGUGAGCUACAAAACCUGGUCGCCUCUAUUGAGCUAUGCGCAUGGCUGGGAGGGCUACAAGAGCACAAGGGACCCAGCUCAACAUCUUUCAUGACCAUUGAGGAUGUGGGCAAGUUCCUGGACAUUCCUUUUAACCUAAAGGAGCAGGAUGCUUUCCACUUGACAAUUGAGGAGUACCUGCUAGCAGUGAUUACCAUGGUUGAGGAACUGGCUCGCUUGGCUGUCAACUCUGUCACCCUGGGUGAUUACACCCGUCCAAUGCAGAUUGGAAACUUCGUUAAGGAGGUGUUCGCUGGAUUCCAGCUCUUGAAUUUGAAGAACGAUAUCCUGCGCAAGCGCAGCGACGGUAUCAAAUACAGUGUCAAGAAGGUUGAGGAUGUGGUCUACGAUCUGUCGCUACGGAACCUGGUUCCCAAGGCUGGUUCCUCUGCUUGA